Molecule: messenger RNA, 1140 nt
Organism: Brachypodium distachyon (stiff brome)
Lineage: Eukaryota; Viridiplantae; Streptophyta; Magnoliopsida; Poales; Poaceae
Product: myb-related protein Hv1
Exons: 2
Coding region: 144-863 (239 amino acids)
Source: RefSeq, a predicted model, not a curated record
CUUCCACCCACCCUGUGCAGUCCCAGCCCCCAACAACAACAACUUCCACUGCAACCCACCACCGAGAACAGAGGAAAGCAUUGGCAAAACGGGGUAGCGCAAGAAAAGGAAAGCGUCAUCGGCGUCAGCUAAUCAAGUCAGUCAUGGGGAGGUCGCCGUGCUGCGAGAAGGCACACACCAACAAGGGAGCGUGGACCAAGGAGGAGGACGACCGGCUCACCGCCUACAUCAAGGCGCACGGCGAGGGGUGCUGGCGCUCGCUCCCCAAGGCCGCCGGCCUCCUCCGCUGUGGCAAGAGCUGCCGCCUCCGGUGGAUCAACUACCUCCGGCCCGACCUCAAGCGCGGCAACUUCAGCGAGGAGGAGGACGAGCUCAUCAUCAAGCUCCACAGCCUCCUGGGCAACAAAUGGUCCCUGAUAGCUGGAAGGUUGCCGGGGAGGACAGACAACGAGAUCAAGAACUACUGGAACACACACAUCAGAAGGAAGCUCCUGAGCCGGGGGAUCGACCCGGUGAGCCACCGGCCGACGAACGAGCACGUGUCCAACGUGACCAUAUCGUUCGAGGCGGCGAGGGAGGAGAAGGGCUCCAUGUUCCGGCUAGACGAGCCCAAGCCUGCGAUCGGCCACGACCCCGUCGACUGGGGCCAGGGGAAGCCCCUCAAGUGCCCAGACCUCAACCUGGACCUCUGCAUCAGCCCUCCGUUCCAAGAGGAUCCCAUGAAGCCUGUGAAGAGGGAGGCUGGCGUCGGCGUGUGCUUCAGUUGCAGCCUGGGGCUUCCCAGGAGCUCCGAGUGCAAGUGCAGCAACUUCCUCGGCCUCCGGACAGCCAUGCUAGACUUCAGAAGCCUCGAGAUGAAAUGAAAAUGGAUAGCAUCCCCUGCUCCCAUUCCUCUCCCCAAUCUCUAGAUCCUUCGUUUCGUGACUUGAUUAUUGGUUAGAUUGUAGGUAAAAAAAAAUAGUGGGUGAAAGAGAGACAAGAAAAAAGAAAGAAAGGGGGUGAGGAUCUUGUGCCAUGUUUUGCCAAAGAUCCCGCCGCCCUUCUCUCUUGUUGCUCCAUUUUGUCUCUGUGUAAUUACUGUUAACUAAUCACGAGCAAUAAUAAUACUUGAUGAUAGGGCACUGUAGCUUAAGAGAAUUA